CGUGAAGUCGUUUAAAUAAAAUGUGAACAAAAAAUAGGCAAAAAUAUGGUUUUUUAUACACUGUCAUAUGUUAAAGCAGUUUCGUAUCAGUUUCUUGAUGUAAAUUAAACCACAAAAGCGUCUUUUAAACUCGAAUUGGAAGGCUUAAUUAAUCACUAUCAAAUUAAAAGAGUUAAUAGUGACUCUAUAAAAUUCAUGUAAGGCAAGUAGUGUACAAUACAUUCUCAUGAUCCUAUAUGAUUUAUGACAUAGAUGAUUUGAAUUUAUUAAUAACACUACUUCAACCAAAUGAAUACAACAAAAGAGGCAGUAAAUCUCUCUACAAGGAGGAGAGUAGAAUAUUAUGUACACAAAGUUAAGGACUAUUCCUCUAGAUACAAUCAUAUUGGCAGCUUCCAUUAUGCUCCUUGUAAUUUAGUUGGAAAAUAUGAACUGUAUCCUUCCUAUGGAGAUUUUCCUGAAUGUUAUUGCUUGAAAAACUAUGGAAACUGGUGGAAGCAAAGUAAAACUUAUCAACCAAAUUAUAGACCACAAGAUUAUGAUUGUUUAGGAGCUGAAGAUUAUAUUACUGUUGAAUUUGAAGAAUCACUGGUACCGAGUGAUAUAUGUAUAUAUGAGAUAUUUAAUCCAGGAGCAGUUGUUCGAAUUAGAGGUAAACUAUCAACUGAGAGUAAAUCAAAAUGGAUCUUAUUAUGGGAAGGUCCAUCUGAAAAGAUUCCUCCAAUUUCUAGGAAAUUUCAUCAAAAAAUUAGAAAUGUUGAUUCAUUGAUCAAUACACUAUGUAUAGAAUUCAACCCAACUCACUUGGAGUAUCACUAUGCAGUUGAAGCUAUUCUAAUGGGAGGUUACCAAGCCAGAUCAAUGCUAGAAGCUAAAAUUCUCGGUAAAGGGCUUCUCAGUUUCAUUGGAAAUUUUGGUUCAAGGCUUAAUUGCCAAGAUCCCAAAGAAUCGACAGCUGAAACUUCGAUGUUGGAUAGCAGUACACCUUCUCUUUGUUUACCUGAAGUAAAGCCAAUGUUGUUGGAAGAUCCUUGUACCGAUAACAGAGCUGAUUACUUCUUGAACUUACCAAAUGAAAUAAUAUUACACAUCUUCCAAUAUUUAGAUUUAAAAUCUCUGAGUCGCUGUGCUAUCGUAAAUAAAAGAUGGAAUGAUAUUUCCAGGGAUGCCUUACUUUAUCAAAAUUUAAAUUUACGGCCAUAUUGGUAUCUAGUCAACUGUAAUACCAUACUCUAUUUUAGAAGUAGAUGUAAAUUUGUGAAAAAGUUCGAUGUGUCUUGGUGUGGAAAUGAUAUACCUCAUUUUUCUUCUGCCGUUGAAGGGUUUCUAGCCGAAAAUAAUCACAGUAUUACUCAUCUAUCAAUGUCGAGCUGUAAAUUUCUAAAUGAAAACAUAUUUCAAAUAGUUUCAAUGUGCAGCGAACUAGUAGACUUACGUUUAAGAUAUACAUCAGGUUGGAAUUUGUUAGAACGACCCUUGCUGAGUGAUUUACAAAAAUUAGUUACCUUGGACCUAUCUUCAACUGAUAUUCAUGAUGAUGAAGUAAUUGCUAUUUUACAAGGAAACCCCAAUUUAGAAGUUCUCAAUUUAGAUUUAUGCCAAAAACUCCAAAGAUUAGAUGAAAUAGUACAAACUGCAGUAGAAUAUAAUAAAAAACUUUCCGCAUGGAGUUGUUGGAAAUCGUGCUCUAUAACUCCUGAAGGUGUUAGGCAUUUAGGAAGAUGUCAUAACCUUAAAGAAAUUGACCUUGGAUGGUGUCUGAAUUACAAAGAUCCAGGGGAUUCCUUAACUAUUAUUGCACAGGGAUGUCCAAAGUUAGAAAGGUUGAUAUUAUCUGCAUGGAGAGGUCUUAACGACGCUUUAUUGGCACCUAUUAUAACCUCCUGUAAGGAACUUAAACACCUGGACAUUUUAGGAAGUAGAAAUAUUACAUCUCAUACUUGUGAAAAAGCACUAAGAUUGCUGCCCAAGCUUCAGUUAUUGGAUUUGUGUUAUUCUUUUUGCAUUACACAAAACGAGGUAAAUCUUUGGCGGCGGCAAUAUCCUCAUGUGACCAUUCAAUUUUUUUCAUUUGAACACAUCAAUCAAUAGUUCCAUGCAUGGACGAAGUAAAUGCUGGUACAAACUUGCCUGUUCUAUUGCCUUAACAGUUAUAAAACCGUUAACAAUAGUAAACAUAAAAGUUACAUAAUUAAAUCAGAUGGUUUAUACCAGAUACUCAACAACUGUAUUAAAAGUCAGUAAGAUUUUGAUUAAGUUUGCAAUUCGAAAUGAAUGUCUGUGACUGUAAAACUGUGAUAUCGAAGAUGGAAUCAAAGCAGAGAUAAAGUAACGGAUCACACCCUUCUAGCAUCAGUCUGAUGAUAUAUGUAGUGACAUCUGCAACGGUUUUUCACAUCAUAUUUAUUUUAUAUGAUGUGACACCUUAUUUUAUAUCAUAAAUACAUCACUUUCUAAAAAAUAUUUCUUUAUUACAUUAUUUAUUAAGUUGCCUUUCUAAAACUGAAAAUGUC
Diabrotica balteata is the source of this 2513-nucleotide messenger RNA. Lineage: Eukaryota; Metazoa; Arthropoda; Insecta; Coleoptera; Chrysomelidae. The record is from the annotation of a GenBank genome assembly.